GAAAGAUGGCGGCUGAUGGAGAAAGAACUCCAACAAAUUUACUCAUUUUUCUCCUUCAAACUGUUGUAUUCUUUACUUUUAUCACUACUUACGGAGAGAUAUAUGUGUUAGGUAAUUCUGUUCCUUGUAGUAAGUUGAGUGCUUCGUGUUUGGAGUGUAAAAUGAGUAAUUCUUGCGUUUAUGGUCAAGAUACUCAAGUAGAAUGUAUUGUUCUAGAUCACUGUCAGUGUCAGGGUGAUAGGUCGUUUACCAAGACAUAUAACUGCAGAUAUUGUUAUCUGACACCUAAAGAAAGCUACAAGUGCACCCAGAAGACCCACUGUAAGGUGAUAUCAGGGAAUAGUCCACCUCCUCAUUAUUUGACCAACUGCACUGUUAAUGAAGAUGUCCUAUGCUUAGGUAAUCGUACAUUUAGCAAAUACCUACCUUGCACCUGGACAUCAGGAUAUCGCUGGUCAACAACCUUUCUCUUAAGUCUAACCCUCGGAGGUUUUGGUGUGGAUCGGUUUUACCUGGGUCACUGGAAAGAAGGACUUGGAAAGCUCUUCAGUUUUGGUGGUCUUGGAGUAUGGACAUUAGUGGACUUGGUCUUAGUUGCUAUUGGUUAUGUUGGACCAGCUGAUGGUUCUCUCUAUAUCUUUUGAUUGUGAUAUAUUGAUAAUGCUAAACAAAUAUUAUGGUUCUUACUAGCACAUUAAUGUAAUGCUGUUUAUAAUGUAAUGGUUAUAAUUAUAUUUUAAUAUCAUGCUUGUAUUUCAUACAUUUUUCUAAUAACAUAAUGUCAUAAAAUUAUUGUAAAUAAAUUACCUGUAAAUACGUACAUUAUGCUGUAAAUAAGUCAAUAAUAAUAAAAUAAUAAGGUUCUACCAUA
This is a messenger RNA of Actinia tenebrosa (Australian red waratah sea anemone), 871 nucleotides long. Its product is annotated as TM2 domain-containing protein almondex. The record is from RefSeq and is a predicted model, not a curated record. NCBI's taxonomy places the organism in Eukaryota, Metazoa, Cnidaria, Anthozoa, Actiniaria, Actiniidae.